This is a messenger RNA of Symbiodinium necroappetens, 1735 nucleotides long. The record is from the annotation of a GenBank genome assembly. Lineage: Eukaryota; Dinophyceae; Suessiales; Symbiodiniaceae.
GCCCCCGAGAAACUCACAUUUGAGACUGGAGGAGGCCCAAGGUCCCGCCGGCUCCUCCCGAACCGUCUUCAUCAUCAUCAUCAGACCGCCUGCACUUGCCGAUCCAGACCCGGAGGGUACUAAGGAGGAUGAGCUCUCGCAGUGUGUAGAGCCCGCUCCUGCCGAAAUCGACGCUCCAUUGGAUAGCGACGAUGAGCAUCCAUGGUCCAGAGGUAAAGAGGGUGAUCCCGAAGAGACCCCUCCGUUGCAUUUCGGGCACACCAUGCGGGUUGUCACGGAAGCUGUGAAACAUCUUGGGUGGCUCCCCGAGCCCGGGAUACCCAACGAUCCCUAUCACAAUGCUCAGCUAGAGAGGUCAAUAGAGUACUUCUGCGCAGCCCGGUCUUUCACAACACCGUGCCCAAAGCACCCAAACGAUGCACCGCACACAAUCGCCUUCAAGGAAGGUAAGACGUGCUACGAAGCAGCCAAUGGUGGACAAGCCUUUGACGGUCACCGCGUCCCCUUAGGCAUCUUUUGUGGGUGGCGGUUAGAUGCGGGUUUCAAGUUCAGAGGGGUGCACUUGGUGUUGGAUUACGAGUCGUUGCAGAACGAUGCCAAAGGCUGUGGGAGACCAAUCCAGGUUCAUGCCACCGAGCUAGUAGUUCCAGAAACCUUCGUUUUCCCAAUGUUUGAGGCCCAAGUUGAGCGACUGUCUCUGUUCCGCUCUGGCGCGAUGCUCCCUCCUAUCGACACGCAGGAAGCCUUGCCGUUCGAAGAGGGCGCGCCGGAACCCAGAGCCCGACAGAGGAAGACGUACAUCACGCUAGAAAGGGCCCUCAGAUUUGGCUACACCGUCGGUUGCAAGGGAUGCGACAGAAUCGGCGAGGGUGUUAAGCACACAGAUGCGUGCCAUGAGCGCUUCCGGAAGCUCCUUGAGGACGAGGCCUUAGCCAAGAAAGCACGGGAGGAAGAGAAAGCGAAAGCCGAAGCUUCCACUACCCCGAGUUUUGAGGCCUCAGCUCCACCACCUGUUGUCGAACCCAAGGCCGUCGCACCUGUUCCCAGCGCUUCCAAUGCUAUUUCUCGUGUGGCUUCCAACUGCCCUGAGAAAGGCGGAAGCGCAUUAGAAGAACAUGAGUUAGACUAUUGGGUAUUCGACAGGGACAGGGUCGCAUGGAAACGCGUUCAUGUCAAACCGCGCAAGAGAUUGUACACACCUGUAGGCCGCUCUUGUCCCUUCAAUUCCACUGAGCUUGUCCCAGCGCGUGAAACGCAGUGGAAGUGCAAGGGCCGCGUCUCCAACUUUUCCGAUAGUUGGCAUGACAAGAGCCCGAACCGUAGGAUCUCAUCCAAAAGUUGGGUAGGUGCAACAUGGUUCUUUCCCAAGGGUGAAAUUGAUAUCGCUCAGGCAGAACUUGAUACACUCAAGGCCAAUGCAGCCGAGCAGUUGAAAAGAUCGCCUGUCAAGGGGGGCGCUGCUGUUGCAUCCAUCCUGCAAAGCUUGGAGACUGAAUGUCCUGAGGCUAAGGCUAUGGUUGCUGAGACAUCCAAAGUUGUGAAAAAGGAGUCUGAAGGCACUUCCGCCCGCAACCACAAGCUGAGACUGCCCGGACAGGAAGUCAUGUUUGAGUUUUGCUGCGACGAGAACUCAACGUUGGGUCAAAUUUGCGACGAGUAUGAAAUAGAUCAUUUUCGGUUGACCGAGAAAAACUCAGACGUGUCACACCCAAAGCAGAUAGAGUUUGAGCCGUAA